AUGAAAGCCGAGUUGGCAUUAGUAAGAGAACGAAUUGCUUGGACUCGUAGGCAGUUAUGCAGAGUGGAUGAACGUAUUUUAUCUCUGAAUGAACAAUUGUGGAUGACUUUAAAUGAAGAACACUAUGCGACAGCUGAAAGAAUGAUCUCUGCGUCUUCUACGAAAACUUUCAACAAAGCACGUUCCACUCAGAUUGCCAAAUUCACAAAAUUGGCGUCCUUUG
This is a messenger RNA of Paramuricea clavata, 223 nucleotides long. Lineage: Eukaryota; Metazoa; Cnidaria; Anthozoa; Malacalcyonacea; Plexauridae. The record is from the annotation of a GenBank genome assembly.